GUACUUGGUACGCGCAAGAACAAUUCACAAUUGAAAGAUCCUAAGUUCUCGAGAUCUAUUUCGGCAGUAGACAGUAUCCCUGCAUCAUCACAAUAUUGAGGACGAGGAAACUGGAGUCCAAAUAAUUUUGGAUUUACAUGGAAUGGAAAUGUGUAAAAUUCCACUAUAGUGAAGCUAAAAGUAUACGGUAUUAGCACACAAAAUAUUCGAAAUAAUUAGUUAUUUUAUGAUAUCAUGAUUUAAAACAGAAAUAAUAAAAUAUGCAAAACUCGGAAGAGAUCACGGCAGAUCGUGAUAAUAAAAUAUUACAAAAAUGUAUAAAUAAAGCUUUGAAUAAAUAUCCAGAGUCACUCAUCGCGAUGUAUUUAAUAAGAAGACUUACUGUAAUAAUUACUUUAUUGCAAUGCUUAAAUUUUACGAGUGGAAGUGAAACUAUUUUAAGGUUUAAUAAAGAGAAAGUAGUGCUUGUGGCACCGAUAUUGGCAGCAAAUAAAAACCCGAGAGCUAGGGUAGUGGAAACAGCCAAAGAUUUUCCUAUUGUAAGAUUAAUAUCUACAGAUAAUACUACCAAAAGUGACGAACCUGAACGCAAGAUGGAGCUUCAACCUAUUUAUGUCGAAAAUUUCGAGGAAGGUUAUUUCUACAUGAUUAGAUCAACGCAUGCGCUGAAAAAACGGGAUGUUUAUAGUAUAGACACCGUUCCAGUGCCUGCCGGAGGAUCAAGAGAUGAAACGAUAAUUGUUACAAAUUCAGGUCCGAAUUAUCCUUAUAGCAGUUACUAUCCGACAAAUCCUUAUUCUCGUUAUCCAUCUGGAGCUAAUAGCGGAACAACAGUUAUUGUCAGUAACCCAGAUGGAAAUUAUAACAGGGGCUAUGGAACAAAAUACAUUCCAACCAAUACAUAUGGUUAGAUAAUUCAUAGCAUGACAUAUUAUAAAAAUAUGAAAAAAGCAUGUUUUAUUUUAUAAUUGCCUAUCAUCAAUAAAUAAUAAUAACCGUUUA
Molecule: messenger RNA, 1002 nt
Organism: Maniola jurtina (meadow brown)
Lineage: Eukaryota; Metazoa; Arthropoda; Insecta; Lepidoptera; Nymphalidae
Exons: 5
Coding region: 261-911 (216 amino acids)
Source: RefSeq, a predicted model, not a curated record